CCAGUCAUUUUGAACUUUCUGAAGUUGACCUGUUGAUAUUUAAAUAUUGAAAGCAAAGACAAAUAAUAUACUAUUCGACUGAGACCCAUUUUGGGUCCCUAAGACUUUUAACAAUCAAGGAAAGACCUUAAGGUUUUAAAAACCAAAAUGGCCCCUACAUUCGUUAACUUUUAAGUGUGCGGCCCUUUGUGGUAAAGUUUUGGACAUCCCUUGUUUCGUUUUAAUGAAUAGCUGAGCAGAAAGGAAUCCUGUAUAGAUUAUACAUUAAUAGUACUUUAAAACAUUUUUUUUAAUUAAAGUGAGUCAUUGUGUUUCAGUAUUUUUGCCCUGCCACUUGUAGGAACCCUCAUUCUGCAUGUUUUUGUACAAACUAUUGUUGGACAAUCUUUCAACGCUGCAUUCAAACAUUUUCAUAGUUGAACCUUACAUGUAGAAACACAAUUGUUUCUUGGUGCUGUGCUUACUAAACGGAGGAAAACAAAUCUAAAGGACAAGAACUUGCAAUUUUUAAAAUCAGUAUCUCAUGAUUGUUUGGGUGUGACAGGGUAUGUCUGGAGAAUCUGGCACUAAAGGACAGGUGAGUUGUGUAUGAUCAUGUGUUAAGUAAAUAUACACUUCAUGCACUUGUAUGUGUUUGCAGCACAGAGUGAGGAGACCUUGGACAUAAUGGUCCAACAUGGAGACUCUGGGAAGCCAGGUGAUGUAGGACCCCCUGGACUGCCUGGUCCUCGGGGGUUGAAAGGCAUGAGCGGUGUGCAUGGCAGGCCGGGUAUUGAGGGUCCACCGGGACAAGAUAUAUCUGACCAGCAUAUUAUUGAUGUGGUAUAAAGAAUGUUGCAAGAGAGGCUGGCAGCAGUAGCAGUGAGCACUACAAGGGCUGCGCCGUUGAACAACCGGCUAUUCUGGUCCUCCGUGAUUAAUGGUUCCACAAGGACCACAUGGUUUGCCUGGUUCCCGAAGAAUUCCUGGAACGAUGGGAGCUGACAGACGGAUUGGAAACACAGGUCUUAAAGAAAUGUCCGACUGGUACCAAGAGGGCUGGAUUCCAGCCAGGUCGGGGCGGAAGCGCAAAGCCCGGCGACAACAACCGCGCCAAGAAUGGCCAAUCCGGGAAGAAGAGCGUCCCUACCAUCAUCCAGAUGAUCAAGGUCCUCGGCGUUUCCAACCACCACCUCAAAGAUCCUAUGCUGAAGUGGCAAGGGGACGCCAAAACACUCAUUUGGAGAGUCAUCACCGCCCCCACUCAUGGACACGCCGCCAUUUUGGCCACGAAGAAGCCAGAUAUGUGCAGCAGGAGCCGCGCCACAGCGCCCCUCAAUGGAAAAAUCGGAACACUGCACCCCCAAUUCACAACACUAGGAACAUUAGGCAGCAAAGAUUCAAUCCCCUGCCGCCUUUAAUGCCUCAAUAUACACCACAAAAUUAUCCCCGCAAUCCUCCCCGUCCCAGAAAAAAACGCAAGCAGCGUAGGGACCCUCCCAGGAGGAAUACGGCCCCUAAUAAUGUUCAUAAUCACAAUAAUAAUUAUAACAAUUACAACACAGAUAUUGAGAGCAAUGUAAAAGCAAAAUGUUUUUACAACAUUAUCAAAAUUACACACCAUCAAAACAUUGUUUCCAAAAAAGACCCCCCACAGUCCAUAAGUAAAAUGGAACAAACACUGGCCACCAUGAUUAGACCGGCGGUUACAAACCCUGACACUGAUGAACUCAUUAAAGACAAUGCACAAAUGUGGGCAGAAGAAACAAUUUUUAUUCUGAGACACCACUACAGAGAGGCCUUAAAAAUUGAAAUGGACAAAAUUACCAAAUUUGGUGGUGAGGACUGGAGACCCGCUUUUCAGAUGGCCUCAACAUGGACCAGAAGACAUCUGGGACGCAGACUCAUGGGGGACACCCUUCGACUGGCCGAGGCUCAAAUCCUCGCAGCCUUCGCUGACCUCCCUGUCAACACUGAGGUGACACGCCCGACCCAGGCCCUACCCCGCCCCCCCCACCACCACCUUGGUGUCGGUUGGCACCAUUACCGACAGCACCGGCCCGAAUUGGUCUCCAUACGUGGAACGAGAGGCGGACCCCCCAGCACAGAUGACCUCCUUCCUCCCGCAUUCCACACCUCCUCCUGCAGUUUUGAAACCACCCUUGGAACAGAGGAGGACACGACACCUCCGUCCUCGCAGCAGAUCAGCAGACGACACCACCAACGAGAGGCCGCCCACACAGCCCUCUCCUGCACGUCGCGUAACACCUCCUCCGAGUCCACCUGCAACACAGGACCCUGUUAUCCCAACACACGCAAAGGACAUCACACAGGAGACCCGCACACAGACCCAGGACAACAUCCAACCACCACGGGAGUCCACGGGAGGACGCUUCUUAUCGACCUGGACAACGAGGUACUGGAUUUUGUGGGACUCACCCCUGUGACGUCAUCGGCCAAUCCCAACACGCCCCCUGACUGUUCCCAGCUCUUCCGAGAUCUUCAAAAGGAGACCGCACAGUCACCACAGGCACCCACCCCUGUCCGGCCCCCAUUCAUCGACCACCAGGACUCACCUCAGCAGGAACAGGCACCUGAGGGACGUCCUCCAACACCGUCCUCCCCCCCUCCUAGCACGCCCCUUCCCAUCCCGGCGACGUGGGAGGGACCCUCGACCCCAACGACCCCACACAGCCCGACCACUUCAGAUAGCGCCGAGGAGGUGCAGGUUGUUAUGGGUGCCCCCCCUCAAAAACCCACCAGACACCCCAACACAUCGCGCAAGAUGUCAGAUUGGAAGUUGUCGACUAACAGGAGGAUCCUGAUUGUCGGCGACUCCAACCUGGCACAUAUACCACCUUUCCACCGCAACGACCUGCAGAUCGACAGUUACCCGGGGGCCAAUUUCCGGCACGCGGAGGCCCUCCUGGCCAGGGCCAGAGUUGCUGUCCAGGUUGAAGUGCUGGUGUUAGCUUUUGGGCUCAACAACUGUGAGCAAAAAGUUAAGGAGACAACCAUUAAACAGCUCCAAGGUGCACUCAGGGCGGCCAGGAACACAUUCCCAACUGCCCGGGUGGUAAUUCCCCUGUUGAACUAUUCAGCUGAUCUGCCUUUGGAGGAGAUAAAACAAUCUCCAGCAGCUGAAUAGCUUCAUCAGG
Messenger RNA from Nerophis ophidion (straightnose pipefish), 3137 nucleotides. RefSeq lists its product as uncharacterized. NCBI's taxonomy places the organism in Eukaryota, Metazoa, Chordata, Actinopteri, Syngnathiformes, Syngnathidae. The transcript is spliced from 4 exons. The record is from RefSeq and is a predicted model, not a curated record. Bases 920 to 3127 code for a protein of 735 amino acids.